ACACACAACCGAGUGACAGGAGUAGUUGAUGUGAUUGAUUUGAAUUAUAAAAGCACAUUUUAAUCCCUAUAUCUUGACAAUUGUAAAAACAAUGAAAAUAUGAAAGAUUGUUAAUAUUCUGCAGUGUAUUUGAGGUAUCAUUAAAUAUGGUGUCAUAUCCAUCAAUGAAUUUGGUAGAUUUAAUCAUUGACGAGGUUGCAUUGGAAGGUUUGGAUGGUAUCACUUUAGAAGCGUUAUGGUCACGUUUAGCACAACGACUUCACAAUCCCUUGCCAUUUUCAAAACCAUUCAUGGUUCAAAUAUGGUCUAUAUGUGUGCAAAUCAGAGAAUUUGGAUUUCAUGAGCUAGAAACUCCAAGAGAACCACUCGUAAUUUAUGAUCGUUACGAAUUUGUAGAUCCUGAUUUAGGUGUAAUAUUAGAACCAGAUGAUGUACCACCAGACAUUUACCCACAUUAUCCUAUAUACGAUACUACCAAGGGAAUCAAAGGAUCUUGUUCAACAUAUUAUACUCGUCAAGAGAUUACAGAAACUGCAAGGAACCUUAGCUUAGACGAGGUUACAGAAAAAUAUGGACAAAAACUAGUUAUCGUUGCAUCACAAUCAGCACGAAACCAUGCAUUAACCAGAAACGAAGUACUACCAACACUUGAAUUAAAUGCGAUACAAUAUUGUUUUUUAGAAAGAGUAGGUAGAUCACGUUAUCAUGGUGAAGUUACUCAAGGAAAACUUAGUCUUAAUGCGUUAAAAGAAGAUCCUAAGAGUUUGUUUUAUCAUCGAAAGUUAUUGCUACGGCAUAGGUUAAUAACGAAACAAGUGCAUCAUCAAAAAAGUGGUUGUCAUAGUUGCACCGGAAGCCUUUUACAUCUUCCAAGGUUCUUUGUCGAGAGGAAACCAAAAGUAAUUUUCUUAGCCGAAGAGAUUAUCAAAAUACUUAAAUCGAAACCUAAUUACAUUGCAGAAUAUGAUGAAAUAAAACGCAAGUUGCAGCUUGAGAAUGCAAUAAGGAAAUUAUUUAAAACUUCGUUCUUCCAAAAAGUUGUGAAAACAGAUAUAAUGGUGCCAUAUAGAACUUUGUACCCGAAUGCUAAACCUAUAGAAUGGCAACGAAAGUAUACUCCGGCAAAGGAAAAGAAAAUUAAAGUAGUGCAAUUGUUACAUCCCACUAUCGAUGUUAUGGAAGCAUGGACUAAAGAUGAUAUACAGGAAGAGGAUGAAUCACAUGAGUUAAAUAUUUCAAGUCAUAAAUACAAUGUGCCCUAUUUAAAGCAAGCGAAUAGAAUAAUUGAAGAAAGUGGAAGCGAAGGUUUAUGCCAAGGAAGUUUAGGUAAAAAUAUGGGGCUGACCAAACUACAUUCCAGGACAAUUUUGCGAAACCUAGUUAAAAGGGACAUUGUUGCUACUUACAUGAACGAUAUAGGCAGACAAAGACUUACAAAAUAUGUAUCAAAAAAAUUUGAGAAAGGUAGUAAAUUAAGUAAACAGUUAAAGAAGGAAAUGUAUAAAAUCAAAGAGCUUACGAAGCAUAUUGUAACUGAAAGUGAUAAACCUGAGAAAAGUAUAACUGCGAUAGAGGAAAAGGAGAAUACUGUUAUUAGUAAUCAGAAAAGAAAUGUAGAAGAAGUAACUAAAAUCGAUACAACUAGCAAAGACAAUGAAAACAAUGAUGCCAAUGUAAAAGAGAAACCAAGUUCAUCCAUGACAGACAUAGAAAAAACAUUUUAUGUUGUCAAUCGGAUAUUAUAUAAAUAUCGUUUAACAAAACGUCGAAAUAAAUAUAAACGAACGUUUUCGAAUAUUCAAUCAAGUAAAAUUAAUAAAGCACUGGUGAAAGAUGAAAGUAUAAAUUCUAGUAAUGUAUUGUCAGAGUUGUCGAGGAAGGAAAAGUCAGCAGUUGCGUAUAAAAACAUAAAAGUCGAGUACAAAGUUUUAACGCCAGUAAAUACAUUAAAAUCAGAUAAUAAAAUAUAUGGAUUAAUGGAAGACGUGCAAAACAGCGAAAAGAACAAUAUGUCGAAUAUCACAUACAGACUGUUACGAAGAGCUAAUAUGAUUAUAGAAUCGGUUAAAGAACAUCAAGUUAUUGAUGACAUGACAAAAUUGAUGAAGAUGAUAUGCGAAGAAGAAGACAAGGAAGGAUAUGACGUAAAAAUAGAUAGAAAGUCGUUAAUAAGGUUGUUAGGAAAACUUGACAAUGUUGUGAAAAGUAUUAGAAUAACACUCAGUUUAAAUGGAAAAGAGAAACGUAUGACGUUUAUAUGUAACCCAAAUUUGGAUAUCAGCAGUCCUGUUAUUCAGUCCGCUAUAGAGCAAGCGAAAUUAAAAUUUUAUUUCGUACUAUCAUCUCAGAGGACCAAAUCAUUUGCGAAAAGAUGUUCAGGGAAGUCAGAGUCUAGUAAAAAUAGUAAUAUUGAUGAUACUGCAAAUAAAUCCGAAGAUAAGUCUUCAUCUGGAUUUAAAAUGUUAUCGAAAGUUUCUAAAUGUGGACCCAGAGGUUCGAAAAAGUAUGGAUACAGUCCAAAAUUCAUACGCAUGAAAGCGUUACAUAUUCUUUUGUUCUAUUUAAUUUAUGAACAUCCCGGUGAACAAACCCUUUCAAAGAAAGAACAAAUAAAAGCUUUGCUGGAUAAUGGUUUCAAUGUUCCUAAUGAAUUGAUAAGCGAAUUCAGUACAAUUUACUCUUCGGAGAUAAGUUGGAAAAUGUUUAUUCCACCUUUGCCGAAGAAUUCCAGUUGGCCCCAAGGAUGGGCAUUAAUGUGUGACAUUCUAUUACGAUUGCCAUUGUCUAUAUUCUUAAAAAUCCAUUUCCUUUCCUUUGGUAUACCGGACUUGGAUAAAUAUGCGAACCAUCCCAUUCGGAAGCAUUAUUUAGUCAGAGAUUUACCACUUGACACACGAAACGCUUUACUACAUGCACGAAAGUAUAUAUUCAACGUACAUGAAACAGUGACAAGAUUGUGUUACAUCGGGCUGGUACAAUUCGGGCCCCAAAGACUGAAGGAGAAAGACCAAGUGUUCAUUUAUGUGAAUCGACGUACAGAAAUAAUGGAUACAACUUCAUCCGCGCCUAGUUAUCACAUGAUUGAGGAUAAACCCUACCCUGUAAUCAAAUAUAACUUUGACGGAAUGCAUGUGGUAGAGAAAUAUUGGUACGAUUUGUGGAAUACGUGUAUAAAUACAUCAUUAGGUGGUCGACUUGUUGUUCAAGGGAAAGAUAUAGUAUUGGAAGACGUGACUAAGAAAAGUGACAUGAUUCGAGCAGUGGUGGCUCGUACGCCAGAAGAAGCUGUGAGAUUGGACACUGGUCAUGUGCCUGGUGAUCGCAAAGGUGCUGCUGGAAUAGAUUCAGCAUUCUUCGCUCAUCUCAAACGCAAUUGGAAUUGGGGCAUUAGCAGCAGUACGCAUCAAACAAAGUCUCAGCAGACCGUACAACACGAAAGGGAUGUGUAUCUUUCCAAAAUAAAAGCAAAACCUAUCAAGUUCACAGAGUUUCCUGGUUUGAAGAGGGUAUCUGGCCCUCCUUCUGUGACUGCGGCAGAUCUUAGAAAGAAGGUACAGGUUAAACCUGACGAAGGCUUGAACCAAUUGAAAAAGUACGAAGCAUUACCUCAUUAUCGAAACCUGAAACAGAAGUCUAUCGUCAGAAGAGUAUUGCCACGUAAGACUAGUUAUAGAAGAAGAACAAAAUACGACGAAAUUGAUCAUCGAGCUUUGCAACGAAUGCACAAAUUGCGAGUAGAUUGGGACCCAUGCGAAGAUAAGAUUCUACUCGUUUGCAAGAUCGCUAUGGUGUACCUUUGCCCAAGUUUACGCAAACAAGUAAUAACAUUUUCCAUGGUGAGAGACGUGUUAAGAAUGUAUUCCCUCGUUUCGUAUAAUAAAACCUCUAGAGCUUGUCAACGACGACUUUUAUACAUGCUCAGACAACAACAGAACGACAAUGCCAUCGCUUUAGGAGUCGCAGAAAUGAAACAGAACUUUUACAUCAGGAAACGCUUUGAUGGGAUCAUCGAAAGGCUUAAAGAAGAAUACAAGAAUACUUAUGAGUUUGAGAAACAAGUUACGGAGACCUUCAAGUCACUUGUUGCUUACAUUGGGAAAAAGUAUUAUGAUAUUUCUGAUGUCGAAGCAAAGGAACCUCUUCCGGUGCCUAAGUCGGUGCAAGAAUUUAAUAUAUUUUAUAAGGUAGUGCAUCCCCCGAAGCAAUUUGGUAAUCAUGGAUUCACAAAAGAUGUUCGAAACGUUAAUGAUAUACAUUCUGCAGUUAUAAACUCUGUUAUUCAUAGCUCCAUGUGUUGUGGAAAAGACAGAAGGUCCUGGGCGUACCAGUUGUUCAAAGUGUAUCAACAGUAUCCGGAGACACUCCUACGAAAUGCCAUGACAAAGAUUCGAGCUGAUCAAAUGGUUACUGUGAAAAAGUCUUCGUUGCCUACGAUAAGAAAGUAUGGAAACUAUAUGCCAAUGAGUAGUUCUCAAUAUCAGUUGAGCAGUAAUUAUAUAUAUAAAUUUCACACUACAUGGCCUUAUGAAUUGUUUACAGAAUCGUAUGAUGUUUAUUUAAAACUUGCUAAUUGGUACAGUCAAAAACAAUUAGAUAACCAGAAUGAUGCAUCGAACACUUCCAACGGUGUUGAAAUAUUGCCAGUUACAGGUGGUUUGAUUGUUACGAUACAUGAUUUUGUAGUACAGGAUCAAAUGGAUUUCGAUAUCGAAAUACCUGACCAAGUGAUAAUGCUGGAUCCAAGACUGAAAGAAAAAGAUGAAACUUAUUUCAGAAUCGCUCAAAGGUAUCAAGUUGUUUUAGCUAGUUUGGACAAUUUGAAAUUUUCAAAAGAGCCUCCUGUUUCUGAUCUGCAAAAAAGCGAACAAGAGAAAUGUUUUAAUUCUGACGUCGACGUUUGCAACGAUACGAAUGUUCUUAAUGUCGAUGAGAAAUUGGAUAAAGAUUGCUUUUCGAAUCUGGAUAUUGAGAAGAAUUUAUCUUCGCAUGAAUACGAUACUGAAGACAAGAAUUUUGAGGAUGCGAAAAGUUGUGUCGACUAUGACGAUGUACUAACCUUCGAUAGCGACGAAGAGAGUGGUCGCACUGUAGCAGACGACGAAGACAAUGUAAUCAGGUUUCAAGAUGGAACUAAAAUCGUAUUAAACAAAAAUGAUCUGGAACGUUCAAAAUCCUACGACGAAAAUUCGCAGGAAGAAGGUAAAACUUCUUUAGUGGAUGAUAAUAAUCUUGAAGAGGCCAGUCAAGCACAAAUACAGAACGCUACAAUUGCUGAGGAUAAACUUUUAAAAUCUGUGGACGUAACACAAAUUCAAAAUAAUGGUGAUGGUUCGUUGAAUAUGAAAAGCUCAGUUCCAGUUCAACCGUGUUUAGAAUUAAAUAUGGAUGCACAACAGAAAUUGAUUACCACUGGAAGUAAGAGAGGAAGAGAUGUGGAUAAUGAAGUGUUUUAUUCAGGUGAACCUGUACAGAAGAAAGCGAAACCAGAUAACGCAGUGGUUAAAUCGAAUGAACAUGAGCUGGAGAAAGCGAAACCAGAUAAUGAAGUGGUUGAAUCGAAUGAACAUGAGCUGGAAAAAGCGAAACCAGAUAAUGAAGUGAUUGAAUCGAAUGAACAUGAGCUGGGAAAAGCAAAAACAGUGUCUAAUUUAGAUGAACAUGAUAAGGAAAAAGCAAAACCAGAUAAUGAAGUGUCUAAUUUGGAUGUACGUGAGCAGGAAAAAGCAAAACCAGAUAACGCAGUGGUUGAGUUGAAUAAACAUGACCAGGAAAAAGUAAAAACAGAUAAGGAAGUAAUUAAUUUGAAUAAAAAAGCAAAAUUAGAUAAUGAAGUGUUUGAAUUGGGUGAACCCGUGCAGAAAAAAGCAAAAUUGGAUAACGAAGAGUUUGAAUUGGAUGUACGUAAGCAGGAAAAAGUGAAACCAGAUAACGAAGUGGUUGAAUCGAAUGAACAUGACCAGGAAAGAGUGAAACCAGAUAACGAAGUGGUUGAAUCGAAUGAACAUGACCAGGAAAAAGUGAAACCAGAUAAUGAAGUGUGUAAUUUAGAUGAACACGGCCAAGAAAAAGCAGAAAUUGAUAAUGAAAUUGUGGAUGUCGAAAAGAAUGAUAAAACAGUACCAAGCAACCAUGCUACGUCAACUGAAUCAGUGGAUGAAAUACAAAAGGAAGAUUUAAGAAAGAAUUCUGCGAAGGAAACUGAAUCAUUGGAUGAAAUACAAAAGGAAGAGUUAAGAAAGAAUUCUGCGAAGGAAACUGAAGAAGAAGAAGAAACUGGUACAAAAGAAGGUGCCGAUGAUACAAAAAUCAGCAACAAAGCUAUUUUAAAUAAAGAAAGUGAAACCAAUUUACUGUCGAAAAAAGAUAAUAAUCAAAAGUUUACACGUGUCAGUGAUAUUUUAAAGAAUAAAUCCUUCGAACCAAAUUAUUUGUAUCAGUAUUGCAAGGUUGAUGACUCAACAGACGAAAAAAAACGUUUUACUCGAAUAGCUCUGUUAAGAAUGAGAGAGGAAUUGAGUGAACUUACAACAGCUGACAGCCAUCAUGCACACGAUUAUUUCGUUGUAAAUAUGUUCAAAAUUUUGUAUUCCUUGCAUGAGUCAGAUUCACAAAAUUCCAGUGGAAAUGAAAUUUUCAGACAUUUUUUGUUACCUUCGGAAUUGAUACCUUUAAGAUUGUGCGUGGCAAAUAAUGUAAUUCAAGAGAUAAAUAAAUUUGCCGCUUUUCCGAAAGACAGCAUCUCGUAUACCGAUUUUAAGAAAAGUUUACUCAAAGACUCUUCGUUGGAUUUGAAUAAUGUGGAUGCAGUGUAUAAAUUUAUACGGGAUAAAAAAGAACUUGGUGCCAGUAUUCAGGAGUUGAUGAAUGAAUUUGAGAGUACCAUGGGCGAAGAUUUGCAGUACAUCGUAUCACUCUUUAUUGAACACCGUUUGUUCUUGCGGGCUGGUGUAACAACUGUUCGUUAUGUACACCAUCGUCAUGCUGAUGCUUGGUUAAUAGAUUCAUAUAAAAUUUGUCGUCUCAAGAAGGAAUCACUUACACCGAUGCCCAGGGGAACAGUGUAUGUGACAGAACCUGAAGUAAUAAUAACUGAAGGCAAUGACUUAAACUUUUCCAAAGAAUCUAACGAUGCCAGUGUUAUAUCAAACAACGAAGAGAAGAAUCCUUCGUCACCAAGGAUUGAUGAUGAAGAACCAAUUAUAUCGGACACACAGUCAGAAGUAAAAACUCACAAAAUUGAAGAUUGUGAUAAGGAUUCAUCUAGUCACAGCGAUGAAGAGUGCAUUACGCUCACAAAAAAGAGAAUGCAACGAAAGAGGACUCGUUUACUACCCCAGAGAGAUAUAUCUAGGGCUGCGAAGCAAUUAGAUCUUGCUACGAAACAAGAAAUAAGGGUUGUAAUAAAACCGUGGAUACGAAUAGAUGGAGCCUUAAAUCGUAGAGUACUUGAUCGCAUGUUAGGAGCAAUAUUAACAUACUGUAUGAACCAUCCAGGUAUAGCAUUAACUAAAGUACAGAAUAGAUUUGUUCCUGCUCUUCAGCCGUAUCAUACAAGAGAAUUGGUUGAGAUGCUGGAAAAGUUAAAAUGCCUGAAGAAGAUAAUAAUAAAGAAACCACGUGUAACUUUAUUUUCAAAACCAUCACCAGUUGAUCCAAAGAUAACAAAUACCAAUUGGGUUGUCGAAGAAGAUAUUUACCUCGAACCUGCAAAUGGAGCAAUGUUAAAAUUUGGAAUAUUUUUGAGCACUAAGCUGUAUAAAUCAGAUUACAUUACCUAAUUGUCAUACACGAGACAAUCGAAUUGUAAAUAGUUCAAGUUUAUUUUGUCGACAUAAAUAUUUCAUAACAAUGUUCUUAAAAAAUAGAAAACUUUUAUUUAAAAAAAGUAACAAAUAACAAGUUUUCAGCACUGGAACAAUAUAAACAUACCUUAAAAAACACCCAAAUAUUUAUACAAUAUUAACAAUUUUCGUAAAUUCUUGUAA
This is a messenger RNA of Hylaeus volcanicus, 7985 nucleotides long. Its product is annotated as general transcription factor 3C polypeptide 1. The coding region runs from base 147 to 7778 and encodes 2543 amino acids. Gene Ontology annotation, molecular function: DNA binding. The record is from RefSeq and is a predicted model, not a curated record. Gene Ontology annotation, cellular component: transcription factor TFIIIC complex. NCBI's taxonomy places the organism in Eukaryota, Metazoa, Arthropoda, Insecta, Hymenoptera, Colletidae. The transcript has 12 exons. Gene Ontology annotation, biological process: 5S class rRNA transcription by RNA polymerase III; transcription initiation at RNA polymerase III promoter.